CUGUGCUUGUUGAGCGCGUCUCGGUCGGUGACGUUUGUUACGUAGAGUCGUUCAAUACUCACAUUAGCGAGCUGUAUUAUUGUUGGGAGGAGAAUAUGUUUUACAAAAUCAGAUAGUCGUUAUCCAAGUGUGCUCACUUUAAACGUUUGGGCGUCGCUGUGUUACACAUCUACUGUUUGGACGAAAAUGACCGAUCUGACAGACUCCCUGGCCAAAGAAGGCUGGUACCUAAGUGAUGAAGGCAUAGCAGAACUUAAAGGAUCUGCUGAGAAAAUAACACACAGUGACAUUAUACGUAUUGCACUUGACAGUGAUCUUAGGCCUCUUGGGAGAAAAUUUCUACCAGCUGAUAUCAAUAGUGGAAGAAUUGAGAAGUUGGAUGGUCCAUGUGUUCUCCAGGUGCAGAAGGUGAGGAAUGUCUCAGCUCCUAAAGACCAUGAGGAGUCCCAGGGUGCACCGCGAAUGCUGCGGCUACAGAUGACAGAUGGGCAUACCACCUGUGUUGGAUUGGAGUUUAAACACCUGUCUAAGAUCAGUCUUAAUACCCCCCCUGGAACAAAGGUAAAGCUGCUUGGUACGAUCCAGGUUAAAAAUGGUAUUUUGCUGCUUGAUGACUCAAAAAUCUCUGUCCUUGGAGGAGAGGUUGAUCACAUGGUGGAGAAAUGGGAACUACAAAGGAGUCUGGCCAAACACAGCCGGAGUAACAUUGGAGCAGAAGGUGGACCUCCCCCCUUUGUGCCCUUUGGUCAGAGGUGUGCAAGGAAGGAUGAAGUAGACAGCAGAGACCUAGACCAGAGGAAGACGCUGCAGACUCUCAACGUGUUCAAAAGUUCUGAGGAGAAUGCCGAGUUUGAAAAGCAGCGGACAGCAGCUAUUGCUGAGGUGGCCAAGACCAAAGAGGGUCCCCGUACAUUUGGAGGUGGAGGAAAUGCAGGCAGCAAUUUAUCCAGCGCUGCUUCCUCCUACCGGAGCCGAGACUCAUACCAACAGAGGAGACGGGAAGACAGGGUCGAAAGACCUGACAGCAGACAAGAUGGAAACUACAGAGAGCUGGUGGAUGAACGUGCUCUAAGAGACAUCAUGGAGAUGGGCUUCAACAGGGAGGCUGCUCGGCAGGCUCUAAUGGACAAUAACAACAACCUUGAAGUGGCACUAAACAGUCUACUGACAGGAUCGUCUGGCAGCAGACCUGGCCCUCCACCUGUUGCUGAAUCAAACAAGCCCCCACCCAGAGCCAGAGGAAGGGGAAGAGGCCGGUCUAGAAAUGAUGAGGAGGAGGAGGGAGCAGGGGGAAGGCCAUCUGGACCAAGCACUCUGUUUGACUUUCUGGAAUCCAAGAUGGGAGUUUUCUCCAUUGAUGAGCCAAAGAGCCAGGCACCUCAGAGACACCAUGAGAGUAAAGUGAACUUCUCAAACUCAGACUACUACUCCAAAGAGACAUCUCAGACCAAGUUCUCCUCGCAUAAUGAGCAUAGGCAACAAAGGAAUGACAGACCACCUCGCUUUCAUAGGGACACUGAUUUUCCCAAACCAGGCCAGGAGCCUGUCUCCAACUGUACAACCUCCCAAGCAUCAGUUCAGGCCCAGCAGUGGAAAGGCCAGGAGAGAUGGCCACGAGGCACGUCGGACAGAUCACAGAACGACAGGAGAGAGACACGAGAUGAGCCGAUUUUCCCUUCAUCCUUCCCGACUACUUAUACACGUUCCAAAGAACUUCAGCAGAUGGAGUUUAGUGGAUCUCACCACCAACAACGAUACAGAAAUGGAGAUGGUGGUGGAAACAUGGCUGGAGUGUCUAAUAGAAGGGGGGUAAAAGACACUCCACCCACUACUAAACUGACCAAUUCUGCAGGUGAGGAGCUGGACGGAAGAGGAAAUAAUAAACGUCAAGACAGAAUCGAAGAGCACAACAACAGCAGGAGGAUGGGGAAGAGUGACCGGCCAAACUCAAAUCACUUUGAUCGACAAAGGGAUGGCGGGCCACCAAACUUCAACUCGAGGGGAGGAAGCUCAGGGACGUCCCAAGAAGCAGGGUUACCACGGGAUUGUCGAAUCAUGACAGGGGAUCCUUCAACUUUUCAAAAUGGAGAUAUGGAGCACAAAAGAACUGGGCCAAUCAAGCCAGCAAACUCAUCGUUCCCCCCCAACAGAGAGCAGCAGCUCUCCAAGAAAAAUGCUCCAAAUAACCCAGGAUCUAAAAAAAGGUCAGGACAAGGCAAAGGUCAAGGACCUCGGGGGCCAGAGAAAAGUCAUAAUGUGGAGCAGGCUUGGAAACCUGGAGACCAGUGCCUGGCACUGUACUGGGAAGACAGCAAGUUCUACCACGCCAGAAUUGAUGCUGUGCAUCCAUCAGGCACCACGGCUGUGGUUGUAUUUAGUGAUUAUGGCAACUGUGAAGAGGUCCUGCUGCAUAACAUCAAACCUGUUCCUGCCGACGUGAUGGAGGAAGAUGAUGGUUACUAUGACAGUUCAUUAGAGUUUCGCCGUGGGGGAGAUGGACAACCUAGACGCACAAGACCUACACAGCAGUAUUAUCAGCCACCCAGGGCGCGAGAUUGAUGUGUCUGGUUUUACAGUGUGCUUGUCCCCCCUCCUUCCACGGCAGAGAUGAUGUGACUUUCUGCAACAAUCCAGAGUGCUUCCUGAAUUUUUAAGCGUCCACAUCGUCAAGACAUACAGAACUUUUCAAAGGGCUUGGACACAAUGCAAACACAAAAGAAAAACUGACAUGGCACCUGUUGACUUUGUUAAGGACAUAUCUACUGUAUAUGUUGUGAAGAUUUGUUAAAUGGAUGCGUUAAAAUAAACAAUUAUAAUGUAGUGGA
Molecule: messenger RNA, 2825 nt
Organism: Acanthopagrus latus (yellowfin seabream)
Lineage: Eukaryota; Metazoa; Chordata; Actinopteri; Spariformes; Sparidae
Gene: tdrd3
Product: tudor domain containing 3
Exons: 14
Coding region: 187-2559 (790 amino acids)
Biological process (GO): mRNA processing
Cellular component (GO): nucleus; cytoplasm
Molecular function (GO): protein binding; RNA binding
Source: RefSeq, a predicted model, not a curated record